AUGCCCCCCUCCACCGCCUCCGCACUCCACCCAAUCGUCCUCCCCCCUAUCCCCGUCCCCCCAUACUUCACCACUCUCGGCGCCGGCCUCCUCCACGCCACGCACCCCCGCGAACUGCCCUCAACGCUCCACACUCUCCUCUUCUCGCACCCGCCGCUGGCCAACAAGGACCGCUCAAAGACCUGGUGGCGCGCCCAAUGCCUCCUCUACGGCCUCGACGCGCCGGAGAAGCGCACCGUCGUAGAGCUACGAGCCAAGCUCCAGGACGCAAUCCUGAUGGGGGGGUUGAGGGUGCCGGACGCGAUGCAGGAGACGGAGCGUAGGGAGAACGGAAGGUUUCGGAAGUUGAACGCCGAGAUGCGGGAGGCGACGGGGGUGGCGGUGGCCAAGGGGAGGGCCCCGCCGAAGGAUCCGUUGAGGGGGAUCCGUGGCGCCGAUGCAAGGAUCACCAAGCCGGGGAAGAAGUCGGCUGCCGAGGAUGGUGGUGUGACUUUCAAUGUCACGGUCAACAUGCACACCCCGCAGGUCCCGAAAGCGCGAGCUAGGAAAACAGAGCCAGCCUCCAGAGCGAAGCAGACCGCAAAUUGGGGAGGUCCCGCGCCAAAGACCGCACGGGCGAAGGGACCCGCUGCAUCGAAAGAGCCAGCCUCCAGAGCGAAGCAGACUGCAAAGAGAGGAGGAGCCGCGCCGAAGACCGCACGGUCGAAGGGACCCGCUGCACCGAAAGAGCCUGCCACCAGGCCGAAACAGACGGCGGGACGGGGCCGCGGUGGUAGUGGGGCCCCGGCACAGGCCCCGCGGAUGAGCGAUCUCCAGGUGCCGGUGAAUGAUGAGGAUGAGGAUUAUUACGGCAGCGGUGGCGACUAUGAGGACCGUGCACUCUAUGAAGCUCUCCGGCUCAGCAGGCUGGAAGCGUAUGGGGAUGAGGAGGAGGUCGACCGCAAGACCUUGGAAGCUCGCGGGGGGUCAGGGCAGGCUGACCACGAGGGCUACAGUCCCAGGUGGGUCCAGCCUUAUUGA
Messenger RNA from Morchella sextelata, 1020 nucleotides. RefSeq lists its product as uncharacterized. Bases 1 to 1020 code for a protein of 339 amino acids. Lineage: Eukaryota; Fungi; Ascomycota; Pezizomycetes; Pezizales; Morchellaceae. The record is from RefSeq and is a predicted model, not a curated record. The transcript has 3 exons.